UGUGCCCCAGCGCGUAACAGAGCGGGGAGCCAGGCUGCCAAGGGCGUGUCACCGCCCGGGGAGCCUGGAGCGCGGCGGCGUGGCAGGAGAAGAAACGACCGGGGGAGGCCCUUGAAAGAUCAGGAGCACAUGGGCCUGCUGGGAUGGCGCUGACAGCAGCCCCCGCGCCGGGCCAAACGGCGUUACCUUCGCCCCAAUGGCCGCCACCAACAUUUGGGCGGCCCUGCCUGCCAAGAAGCGGCCACUGCACCAGCGCGCCCGACGACCAGCAGGUGGGCGGGGCCGCGAGCCGGAAGUGCCCUUUACUACAGACCCUUCCGGAAACCCAGCUGGCCGGAACUGCCUGGAGUUCCUGCCUCCAGGCGGAACCUCGGGUUGCUCGGCAACCGAUGGGGGCGCAACUGUCCCCCUCGCGCUCCGCCCGUUUCUCCGAGAGCGGCGUCCUCUCGGGUCGCAGCAUCCCUGCCCUUGGCACUACUUACAAGUCUCCGACUACGACGACUCCUUAGCCCCAACCUGCUUCAGAGCCCACCUUCACCGGAGGGGAAGCAGUUCGACGCUCAACCAGGCUUCGGCGAUGACAGACCCUAACCCUCGGACAGCCGAGGCCUCAGGCCUCUACACCUAUUCCAGCAGGCCCCGGGCCGUGGCUUGCCAGCGCCGCCGCCACCGAGACAGCAUUUUGCAGCCAGUUGAAGAACCUAUGAGUUACGGGAACAUCAUGUAUGACAGAAGGGUGAUCCGAGGCAACACCUAUGCACUGCCCACAGGACAGGUGCCUGGACAGCCUGAUCCUCUAGAGCUUCAGCGACAGCAGCAGGCCAGGAGAAGGGCUCUUGCCAGAAAACGAGCCCAGGAGCAGCUCAAACCACGAACGCCUGAGCCCGUGGAGGGCAGAAAGCAUGUGGACAUACAAACAGAAUUAUACCUUGAAGAAAUUGCUGAUCGCAUAGUUGAAGUCGACAUGGAAUGCCAGACAGAUGCGUUUCUGGACAGACCACCCACACCCCUCUUCAUUCCUGCCAAAACUGGCAAAGAUGUGGCCACUCAGAUCCUGGGAGGAGAGCUUUUCGACUUUGACCUUGAAGUCAAGCCCAUGUUAGAGGUUUUGGUGGGGAAGACGAUUGAACAGUCCCUUCUAGAGGUGAUGGAAGAGGAGGAGCUGGCCAACCUGCGGGCCAGGCAGUACGCAUAUGAAGAGAUAAGGAACGUGGAGCUGGCCGAAGUGCAGCGACUGGAAGAGCAAGAGAGAAGGCACCGAGAAGAAAAGGAGCGCCGUAAGAAACAGCAGUGGGAGAUUGUCCAUAAGCGGAAUGAGACGUUACAGAAGAUCUCAGCUCUGAUAUUCGCUCGGCAGUACCUGGCUAACCUCCUCCCGUCUGUCUUUGACAAACUCAGGAAUAGUGGCUUCUUUUAUGAUCCAAUUGAAAGAGAUAUUGAGGUAGGAUUCCUCCCAUGGCUAAUGAAUGAAGUUGAAAAAUCCAUGGAACACAGCAUGGUGGGAAGAACUGUGCUUGACAUGUUAAUCCGCGACGUGGUUGAAAGAAGGAUCAACGAUUACGAGCACAAGGAAGCCAUGCCGCCUGGUCAGAAGACAAAUGUGAUUAAUGGUCCUAACACAGUGACAGAUCCCUCGGUGACCACAUUGCACACGCAGAAGCCAGUUUUAGACAGAGUCUCCUCACAGCCAGCACCAUCCCAAGAAAGGAAGCCUGUGGAAGAGGGGGGACACCUUAUGGCAGAGUGACCAAGAGCCAGAGAGCAGCUCAACAUCUGGUCAGUUAUAAUGCAAGGCAGGCACAUGACCCAUCCAGGCUUUACAAACUGUGAUACUCAGCCACUAAAUCUUUUUGUCUAGUUGGCUGAACAAAUCAAUUAUAAUUAAAAAAUAAAAUAAAAUAAAAAUGACACUUUUUCAUUUAUUUAACAUCGUUCAAGGGCCAUGUUGUCUUACUAAUAA
Mus musculus (house mouse) is the source of this 1960-nucleotide messenger RNA. It is a transcript of the gene Rsph3a, whose product is annotated as radial spoke 3A homolog (Chlamydomonas). The coding region runs from base 197 to 1747 and encodes 516 amino acids. The record is from RefSeq and is marked validated. The transcript is spliced from 8 exons. Lineage: Eukaryota; Metazoa; Chordata; Mammalia; Rodentia; Muridae. Gene Ontology annotation, cellular component: axoneme.